AUUGCAAAUUUUUAACGUGAAACAACAACUAUAUUUGCGUUCGAAAUUAAAUAUUUAUAUCUUAUCUUGGGUAUCUAUUUUGCAAUCAAUUUAUUGAAGAGGAAGUAAGCAAGAUGAUAAGCGACGUGCAAUUGGCAAUUUUCUCCAAUGUUUUGGGCGUUUUUCUAUUUCUUUUGGUGGUGGCAUAUCACUAUAUUACGGCCAACGCUGGCAAAAGUUCAGCGAAAUCAAAAUAAACUUUCCAGAUAAAUGUUAAUCGACUUCAUUUUUAUUAUUAAAAUAUAAAUACAAAAAUAAUUUAACGAAAAAAACUA
Anastrepha obliqua is the source of this 314-nucleotide messenger RNA. RefSeq names its product dolichyl-diphosphooligosaccharide--protein glycosyltransferase subunit 4. Gene Ontology annotation, cellular component: oligosaccharyltransferase complex. The transcript has 3 exons. Lineage: Eukaryota; Metazoa; Arthropoda; Insecta; Diptera; Tephritidae. Bases 114 to 236 code for a protein of 40 amino acids. The record is from RefSeq and is a predicted model, not a curated record.